Triticum dicoccoides is the source of this 3101-nucleotide messenger RNA. RefSeq names its product receptor-like protein 2. The transcript has a single exon. The record is from RefSeq and is a predicted model, not a curated record. Gene Ontology annotation, molecular function: protein binding. Lineage: Eukaryota; Viridiplantae; Streptophyta; Magnoliopsida; Poales; Poaceae. The coding region runs from base 497 to 2647 and encodes 716 amino acids.
GCAAACACGUCUACACGUACUGAUGGUCAAUGAGAAAGUACUCGUACAAAGAGACUACAAAGGAGUACAAGUACAGCUACGCAUACAGUAAAGAUCAUCAAAACUGGAUACAAUACUAUUCAACUAAACCUUCAGUCCCCGAAUCACAACCGGAUUCUGUUCGACAGACCAUGUCCACUGUCCACAUACGCAUCACUCAACUGACCAGUCAGCCUGCCACUCUACCGAGUCCCACCCAGAAGGUCCAUGGUAAACACAAAUCCCAGUCCAAGGUCCAUGAAAACAACAGCCACAGAAUCCUUGACCCAAUCUUCUCAUAACGACUACGACUAUAAGGGGCGCUGCCCUAUUCUUCUAAAAAAAACUAUAAGGGGCAAGAAGAUACAAUCUUCUCUGUUCAUCUCGUGUUGUUUCUCCAUAAGACCAUUGAUGCCUUACCUUGCCAGUGCACAACUUAAGGAUCUGGAUUCCAUGCUAGUUUCAUCAUAAUUAAACCAUGCAGUCACUCCAUUUUUCAUACAAGACACACACCAACAAAUUGCACAUACCUUCCCUCGGCCUUGCUCUUGUGCUGCUGGUCUGCUUGGCCUCUCAUACCAGUUCCUGCACGGAGCAGGAGAAGGGCUCCCUUCUCCAGUUCCUUGCCAAGCUCUCACAAGACGGUGGCCUCGCUGCAUCCUGGCGGAAUGGCACGAAUUGCUGCAAGUGGGAAGGGAUCACCUGCAGGGAAGAUGGGACGGUCACCGCUGUCUUGCUGCCUUCGAAGGGCCUCCAGGGGCACAUCUCACAAUCCCUUGGAAACCUAACCGGGCUGCAGUACCUUGAUCUCUCUGACAACUUGUUGUCCGGUGGUCUGCCGGUGGAGUUGGUGUUCUCCAACAGCAUCACAACCCUUGAUGUCAGCUUUAACCGGCUCAAUAGCAUACUCGACGAGCUGCCAUCUUCAACCCCUGACCGGUCUAUGCAGGUACUGAACAUCUCAAGCAACUUAUUUGUGGGACAGUUUCCAUCCACCAUAUGGAAAGCAAUGGGGAAUCUGGUCGCACUCAAUGCCAGCAACAACAGCUUUACUGGGCAGAUACCAGCUUAUUUCUGUGAAACCUCACCAUUCUUCGCCGUGCUUGAUCUAUGCUUCAACAAAUUCAGUGGCAACAUCCCCCAAGGACUUUGUGAUUGCUCCAGGCUGAGAGAGCUCAGGGCCGGGAACAACAACCUCAGUGGAACACUCCCAGAUGAACUCUUCAACGCUACCUUGUUGGAGUACCUGUCUUUUCCUAACAAUGAUCUACAUGGAGCUCUUGAUGAUGUGCUCAUAAUCAACCUCAGAAAUAUCGUCACCCUAGAUCUUGGAGGGAACAAAUUCAGUGGCAGGAUUCCAGAUUCUAUAGGUCAGCUCAAGAAACUGGAGGAGUUCCAUUUGGACAACAACAUGAUGUUAGGGGAGUUGCCAUCAGCUCUGAGCAACUGCACGAAUCUCAGAACAAUUGAUAUCAAGACGAACAAAUUCAGUGGAGAACUCACCAAGGUCAAUUUCUCCAACCUUCCCUCUCUGAAAACAUUAGACCUUCUGAACAACAACUUCACUGGCACAGUUCCAGAAAGCAUUUACUCCUGCAGCAAUCUGACUGCACUGCGGCUAGAAGGCAACAAGUUACAUGGGCAGCUUUCACCACAAAUAAGCAAUCUGAAGUCCCUCUCCUUCCUAGCACUUGGUAAAAACAAUUUCACAAACAUCACAAAUACACUUCAGAUCCUUAAGAGCUGCAGGAACAUUACCACUCUUCUUAUCGGCGAUAACUUCAAGGGAGAGCUCAUGCCAGAGGAUGACAGCAAUGAUGGCUUUGAAAAUCUCCAGGUUUUGGACAUCAAAGAUUGCCAGUUGUCGGGAGAAAUACCUGUAUGGAUAUCAAGGCUCACACAUUUGAAGAUGUUACUUUUAAAUAGCAAUCAACUCACUGGGCCAAUACCAACCUGGAUCAGCUCCCUAAGAUAUCUCUUCUUUAUGGAUGUGUCAAAUAACAAUCUUAUAGGAGAGAUUCUGUUAACCUUCACGGAGAUGCCCAUGCUAACUGACAGCAAAACUCAUUUAGACCCAAGGGUCUUUGAGCUGCCUCUUUAUAAAGGUCCAUCACUUCAAUACCGUGUGGUUACAUCUUUCCCAAACACGUUAAAUCUAAGCAACAACAACUUCACAGGUGUGAUUCCCCCACAGAUUGGUCAGUUGGAAGUGCUUGGUGUACUUGAUUUCAGUUUCAAUAAGUUAUUCGGGCAGAUCCCCCAAUCGUUUUGCAACCUCACAAACUUGCAGGUGCUAGACUUGUCCAACAACAAUCUCACAGGUGAUAUCCCAGCUGCAUUGAAUAGCCUGCACUUCCUUUCAGCAUUCAGCAUUUCAAACAAUGACCUACAAGGGCCUAUUCCAUCUGGAGGCCAGUUUGAAACAUUUCAGAAUUCUAGUUUUGAUGGGAACCCAAAGCUGUGUGGCUCUAUUCUCAGUCACAAAUGUGUUUCUGUAAAAGCACAAGAAGCCAUCAUUCUGUCAAGAAAACAAACUGACUACAAGGUGGGCUUUGUGAUUGCCUUCAGUGCGUUCUUUGGUGUAGGGGUGUUGUAUGAUCAGUUAGUCUUAUCCAGGUAUUUUAGCUAGUCCUACUUGGGUUCACAUAUUGGUUUAUGAUAAUUUCGUUCAUAUUAGGCUGCUACUCAGGUUUAGCAACACGUCCAGCGAAUAAGCUUCUCCUCUAGGUGCAAGUCACAAUUAGGUAGUAGCAAUUAAAUAUUCUAGGGUGAAGAGUGAUUUCAAUAUGUGGAGAUGUUAAAGUAUGUAACAAUGUAAGAUAUUCUGUAGAAAACUGUCAUCUCAGCAUUCCAUGUAACACAAUUCAGCACAUCAGAGUAUGUACUCUUGAUGUUCUAAUAGCUUAAAUUUCGACAAUAAACACUGCUUAUAAUAUUUGAGAUCAUCAGCCGGGGAAAACAAUGGUACAGUGCCAGCCACUUUGCUGUUUCUCUUGCAUCAGUAAAGAAUAUCAGUAGGUACAUGUACAUGGGAUCGAUCACAAAUAAGUUACUGCAACUUCACUAGACAAUGAAUAGGAUCA